Messenger RNA from Hyaloscypha bicolor E, 1038 nucleotides. RefSeq lists its product as uncharacterized. NCBI's taxonomy places the organism in Eukaryota, Fungi, Ascomycota, Leotiomycetes, Helotiales, Hyaloscyphaceae. The record is from RefSeq and is a predicted model, not a curated record. The coding region runs from base 1 to 1038 and encodes 345 amino acids. The transcript is spliced from 2 exons.
AUGGGCAUUUGCACCAACGCUUCGCCAGAGGUAGAUGGUGUUUAUAAUGCCUCCUUAACGCGCUCUCAUUCACGAGUCUUUACAGAGGCGGAGAGCAGAGAUGGCUCAUUGGGCAGAACAGGGCAGUCACGCGGUAGCUUAUUCAUCGCAGAUGACCAGCAUCAAUUAUUUCCCGUAAUAGGGCUGCCUUUGACCUCUGAAAGUUCCCAAGAGCGUGGCAUAAUUGGUCAGCUACUUCAACAAGCGGGUUUAGUUCUUGACGAAAAGACGAGACUCCAAAUCUUGGAGAAGAAGAUAGACCUGCGGGGUAUUUUGAAAGCUGGGUUAAAGGCGCUUUCACACGAGACUUUGGUAGACGCCGAUUGCUCUACCUCUUACGACGGCCGAGAAGGGUGUGCCACCAAUAGUACAAAACUCCGUACGGACAAAAUAUUGGUAGUGCAAAAUGCCAACAAAGAAUACAUGGCAUCCGUACCCGAUAUUCCCAGAAAUAACAUCCGAAUCAAGCAAGUCCUAUUCGUCGCAGCGUGUGUCGCCAAUGCAUCGUCUCUAGGACUCUCUCUCGAUGGUUUGAACUGCGACAGCGCCGAGUCGCCUUUCUUCCGCAACUCCGUCUCGGAAUUAGCCGCUACAGCGAUAUUAGGGGCGUGCCUCAGCGAUUUCCUAGAUCUGAAGACGCACUUACGACCCUGUGCCACGCAGCUAAUGCACAGACACCAUCCAUAUAUCGACGUGCUUCCAUUCCCUACUUUCCGAGAACGUCUUAUCAAACUCGCUUGUGCUAAGGAGCCAAUGAUCGAUGAGGACGAGUUGUGCAAAGACCUUGAAAACGACGGUUUGAUUUGCUGGGGAUCAAGUCUAGGUGGUGGGAGUCCGGCGAUGGGAUCGGGCGCCCCGUGGGAUAUACGGAGCUGGGAAGCGCAAGGUUGGUUUAUGAAGAAGUGGUGGAUCUUGAUUGGUGGUGUGGAAGGAGAAAUCUAUAAACAGACGCAGUGGUGGUGUGAGAUGAGGGGCGAGCGGUCUUGCUAUCCCUGGUAA